This is a messenger RNA of Parascedosporium putredinis, 252 nucleotides long. The record is from the annotation of a GenBank genome assembly. NCBI's taxonomy places the organism in Eukaryota, Fungi, Ascomycota, Sordariomycetes, Microascales, Microascaceae.
AUGCCGGCGCAAGGCGACUUUGAUAACGCGAUAAUCGUCACCCUGCGCCUCAGGCGCCGGCGCCGACGCCGGGCCACUUCAUACCGGUACAAGGAUAUGAGGGACAACAGAGACCCCAUCGCCCUCAACCUGGCACCAUCACGAAUAAUGGCCGGGCUCAGCACAUUAUGGCAGCCCAAGCUUCUACAGCCUUGGGCAGAGGCCGCAGUCCCCAGCCCGCUUACAUCGGACAUGGAGGACAGCAACUCCUAG